This is a messenger RNA of Ogataea haglerorum, 1389 nucleotides long. RefSeq lists its product as uncharacterized. The record is from RefSeq and is a predicted model, not a curated record. Gene Ontology annotation, molecular function: protein serine/threonine kinase activity; ATP binding. Gene Ontology annotation, biological process: intracellular signal transduction; protein phosphorylation. Gene Ontology annotation, cellular component: nucleus. NCBI's taxonomy places the organism in Eukaryota, Fungi, Ascomycota, Pichiomycetes, Pichiales, Pichiaceae. The coding region runs from base 1 to 1389 and encodes 462 amino acids. The transcript has a single exon.
AUGACCGACCAGGACGCAAAACAGAACAAGAACCUGUUCUCGAAAAUCAAACAGUCGCUGUCGGCCAGCCACAAACACAGCCGCUCGUUUUCGGCGCUCGAUUCGCUCCAGGCCAGCCGUCAACACCCCCCGAACGGGCCUCAGAUAAUCUCCAACUUGCCCCUUUACAAUCCUUACGGGAUCAACAAUCGACAUUCCCACUCAAUGCAACUCGCGGCACUAGCUGCCAGCGGCACCUCCGACAGCCCAAUUCCGCUACCUUACCCGAUAGACUCGCCAAAAAACCACGUUCCGCAGCCGUUCCGGAACGAAAUCGAAGACUUAGACCAGAUGUACGAGAUCGCCGACUCAGGCAAUUUCCUCGGGUCAGGAGGUUCGUCAACCAUUCGCAAGGUGCAGCGAAGAGAGGACAAGAAAGUAGUGGCUCUCAAAAUCUUCAACGUGUUCAAAGACGAGGCCCCCGGCACGUACUACCACAGGGUUGCUCACGAGUACAUCAUCACAAAAAGCUUAGCACAUGUUCACGUAAUCACGGUGUACGAACUUGUUCGGCUGCCCACGAUUCUGUCGCGGAAUUGGGGGAUGGUUAUGGAGUACUACCCGCACGAUCUGUACAACGUUCUGCGCCAGCCGCACUGGCAGGCAAUAACUCUUGGCGAAAAACUUUGCUACUUCAAGCAGCUCGUGUUUGGGCUCUACCAUUUGCACUUGCACGACAUUGUGCACCUGGACCUCAAGCCGGGCAACGUCCUCGUCGAGCACGGCGUCCUCAAAAUCACGGACUUCGGCUGCGGCGACUACGGCCACGUUAGUCCGGGCAGAUUCGAAUCUGGUGUACGGAUGUGCGAUAAGCCGUUGGGCACACCCCCGUUCCAGAGCCCCGAGGUGACGGUGCUGCGCCUUGCGAAGGGCCAGUACGACCCGUUCAGGGCUGACUGCUGGUCGCUGGGGAUGAUGUUGUUUGCUAUCGUGAAGGGCCGGGUCCCGUUCAAAGAGGCCCAGGUGCUUGACAAGGACUACGCCGAUUACGAGCACGAGUCGCGCUGGUACAAGGGCCUCAACCCGUCCUUUGUGCACAACGACGAGCAGAAAGUUCCCAACAGAGGCCCGCUGGCGCACGAGUUGCCGCACGGGCAGCUAACGCGUCUUUUUUGGAGACUGUGCGACCCGGUGGCUGACACGCGGAUGACUCUGAAAGAUGUUUUUGCGAGCGACUAUUUCCAGAAAAUACCGAUGUGUUUUAAAGAGGAGACGCACGGCGACGGAGUGAGCAUUCUAGACGAAACGGGCGCGGUGGUUGAGAGCACGGGGCUCGGAGUAGUGGCCGAUGUGCACAGCGUACACCUGGCGAUCGGGUCUCGGAUGGAGAAGCACCUUCACGAUAUCUAG